Messenger RNA from Haemorhous mexicanus (house finch), 1508 nucleotides. It is a transcript of the gene TSPAN1, whose product is annotated as tetraspanin 1. The record is from RefSeq and is a predicted model, not a curated record. Bases 127 to 840 code for a protein of 237 amino acids. The transcript has 8 exons. Lineage: Eukaryota; Metazoa; Chordata; Aves; Passeriformes; Fringillidae. Gene Ontology annotation, cellular component: membrane.
CUCCGGCGGCGGGGGCGGCCCCGGCCGCGCCCGAUUAAAAGGCGGCACCGGCGGGGCGGUGGAGGCACAGCGGGCUGGGCAGGACGGGACUGGACGCUGGGAUCUGCUCUCCCUUCAGGUGCAAAGAUGGGGUGCUUCACCUUUAUCAAGGUCAUGAUGAUCCUCUUCAACCUGGCCAUCUUCCUCAGUGGUGGGACCCUCCUGGGAGUUGGCAUCUGGGUCAAAGUGGAUGGAGAGUCAUUCCUGAAAAUAUUUGGGACGCUGUCCUCUAGCAUCCUGCAGGUUGUGAAUGUGGCCUAUCUCCUCAUCGUCAUUGGUGCCAUCCUGGUGGUGAUCGGCUUCCUCGGGUGCUACGGUGCCCAGAAGGAGAGCAAAUGUCUCCUGAUGAUGUUCUUCUCAGUGGUGCUGAUCAUCUUCAUUGCUGAAGUUGCUGCUGCCGUGGUGGCUCUGGUCUUCACAGGUCUUGCAGAGACGUUACUGACAGGUCUGGUGACCCCGCUGCUGAAGGAGAAGUAUGGGGUGGAUGAGGCAUUCACACAGAUCUGGAAUGUCACCAUGACAGAGGUUCACUGCUGUGGCCUGAAUAACUACACAGACUUCAACAACUCCUACUUUUAUGAUACACACCACAGCUACCCCAGGCAGUGCUGUGACAUGCAGGACCCCUGCAACAGCACAAUGGCUGCAGAAAUGGCUGUCCAGGGCUGUUUCAAACAGAUCUUAGAAGAAAUCAGGACCAACGCAGGAGUGGCGGGUGGCGUGGCAGCCGGCAUCGCUGCCUUGGAGAUUGCAGCCAUGGCAGUUUCCAUGUACCUGUACUGUCAGCUGGAUGAGAAGUGACCCCCUGAGGCAGGAGGAUGACCUGCCACCCCCCCAUGCUGGGGUGCAGCCGUGACGUGCCAUGCUCUCAGGGGGACCCCAUCCCUCCCCGGGUCUGAUGCUCUCCUGUGCACUGUGAUUUGUAGCUGUAUUUUGAUCUACUGAGCUGGGAUCUGUAGAGUUUGUGUAUAUUUUUGUACUGAUAUGGCAUACAGAGCCUGUACAUAGAGAUUUGGGGUGUUUUUUGAUUGGGGGGUGGGUGUUGGGAGAAGCUGCUUGGUCUGUUUGGCUGAUGCCAGCAGGAAAUAAGGCAGCACAGGGGCUGUUCAGGGCUGUUGAUCUGGCAAUGGCACCGUGAUGCCUUAAUACACCCCUGCAAGUGGGUGCUGCACUGCUCUCACACUGUCCCUGCUGUGUCCCCCUGCAUCACUUUGAGGGGAUUGCUGCACCCUCACUGGGGAUGCAUCUACUCCUGCACAUGUCUUCUGCUAGCCCUGGCCUUGUGGUCCCCUGAAAGAGGGGCUGGCUGGGUGCUGCCUGCUCUCUGCCUCUUCCCUGGCAGGGAGACAGCACUGGUGGUCCCUGGCUCUGCAGGGGCUGAGCCUGCCCUGUACCCCAUGACAUUUUGUGCCUGAGCCCCUCUCCAUGCUGUAAAGGAAUGCAAAUAAAUUUUUCACCUUGGAUACAAA